Messenger RNA from Peronospora belbahrii, 2298 nucleotides. NCBI's taxonomy places the organism in Eukaryota, Oomycota, Peronosporomycetes, Peronosporales, Peronosporaceae. The record is from the annotation of a GenBank genome assembly.
AUGCUGUCUCCAGUGUUACUUAAGAGCACAACACGUAUUGGUGGUCUCCAACUUGUGACGACGGCACGCUCGGCGUUACCUGCCGUACAGGUGUUGCAUCAGACGAUGCAGACGCGUACAUUUAUGGCCAAACAGUUGUACAAGGUGGCCAAGCGUGUGAUGCCGCGCAUGUCUGACACGGAGAAGGCAGCGCUGGAAAGCGGUACGGUGGGCUUUGACCGUGACAUAUUCUCGGGCUCUCCUUCUUUGGACAAGCUUGACAAGUACUCGGCACAGCUUAAUGCAGAAGAGCAAGCGUUUAUGGACAUUGAGGUGCAGCAGUUGUGCGAGAUGAUCAAUGAUUACGAUGUUACAUGCAAACAAGACAUGCCACUUGAGGUAUGGCAGUUUAUCAAGGAAAAGGGUUUUCUUGGUAUGAUUAUUCCAAAGGAGUACGGUGGCAAGCAAUUUAGUGCGCAUGGCCACUCAGUCGUGAUCACCAAGAUUGCUACUCGUAGCGCCACUGCUGCUGUCACUGUGUGCGUGCCUAAUUCCCUUGGACCUGCCGAAUUGUUGCUUCGAUAUGGAACAGAUGAACAGAAGAAUCACUUCUUGCCUAGCUUGGCGAACGGCAAGCACUUGCCAUGUUUUGGUCUGACGGGGCCAUCAUCGGGAUCAGAUGCUGCUAAUAUGCGUGAUACCGGUAUUGUGUGUGAGCAAGAUGGUGUACUGGGUAUUCGUGCGUCGUUUAGCAAGCGAUAUAUUACUCUAGCACCUGUUGCUACCUGCGUCGGGCUGGCUGUGGAUGUGAAAGACCCACAAGGAUUGCUGAGAGGUAUGGGACACCCGGGCAUUACGGUGGCUCUUCUUGAACGCGACCACCCUGGUCUUCAGAUGGGCAAACGGCACGAUACGAUCUCGAUUCCGUUCAUGAACGGUCCUGUGAUGGGGGUGGACGUUUUUAUUCCAAUGUCGAAGAUUAUUGGUGGGCAGACGCGUGUUGGCUACGGCUGGAACAUGCUUAUGGACUGCCUGGCCGAAGGUCGCUCUAUCAGCUUACCUGCGUCGGCAGUUGCCGGCGCGAAGCUUUCGAUUAACGCUGUUGGUGCCUACGCACGCAUUCGCAAGCAAUUUAAGGUUCCGAUUGCCAGUCUGGAAGGCAUUCAAGAGCAACUUGCUACCAUGGGUGCCAACGCUUUCAUCAUGACAAGUGGUCAGCAUAUGGUGAACGCUAUGAUCAACCAGCAUGAACAGCCUGCUGUCAUUAGUGGUGUAUGCAAGCAACAAAUAACGGACCGUGGUCGUGACACAGUAAUUCGCGCUAUGGAUGUUCUUGGUGGCGCUGGUAUCUGCAAGGGUCCCAACAAUUUUCUCGCGAACAUUUACACUUCGUUGCCAGUGGUCAUUACGGUUGAGGGUGCAAACAUUUUGACGCGCUCCUUAAUCAUCUUUGGCCAAGGUCUUACUCGCGCCCAUCCUCACCUGUACGAGCUCAUAAAGACAAUCCAGCACGGUGACGACGUUCAAGGAUUCAAAAAGGAGCUGGUGAAGCUUGUGAAACAUGGUGUGUCAAACACGGCCGGCUCGUUAAAGACGGCUGUCACGCGCUCGCGCUUUAAAAAACAGAGCGGUCUGCUUGCACAUUACGAAUCUCAGAUGGACAAGCUGGCGAAAAACUUUGCUACGUGCGCAGACUUGUCGUUGGUGCUUGGUGGUAAGCUCAAGUUUGCUGAGAUGAUUUCGGGUCGGUUUGCGGAUGUGUUCUCUAGUCUGUACUUGGGAUACUCGACAAUGUGGUUUUACAAGAAUAACCGCCACGUUGAUGGCAUCGACGUGAUUUUCGACUACGCGAUGACUCAGCUUUGCUAUGAAGCACAGCAGGGCAUUGUUGGCAUUAGCAAAAACUUUCCCGUGCCAGGUAUUGGUCCAAUCAUGCGCAGAGUGUCGUUUCCAUUUGGCUUGCCAUACGGCUCGCCUACAGACAAGCAGAUGCGCCAGGUUUCUGAGCUGAUCUCCACGGACUCUGCCGUGCGUGGUUUGUUGAGCAACAACGUGUUUGUAUCGAAAGACCCUGAGGACCGGGUGGCACUUCUGAACGCGACGCUGCCGAAGGCUGUGAAGGCGGACCGUACGCUUGCUGCAGUUCGUAAGCAGAAGCGUAGUUUAACUAUUGACGAGCAGAAGUUUAUCGACGAAGUUGAGGCUGCACGAGAAGUCAUUAUCCAAGUAGACAGCUUUGAUGGCCUUGGUGCCGAGAUUGGCAAACCUAAAGACUAUGUUCGCCCAGGCAUGAUUGGCAACAUUUUUGCCGAGAAGUAA